This is a messenger RNA of Ordospora colligata OC4, 408 nucleotides long. RefSeq lists its product as uncharacterized. The transcript has a single exon. The record is from RefSeq and is a predicted model, not a curated record. Lineage: Eukaryota; Fungi; Microsporidia; Ordosporidae. Bases 1 to 408 code for a protein of 135 amino acids.
AUGAAUAAAUUGUACAAGGAGAUAAGCGAAGAGUUUCUUGAUGGAUUAAGAGAGUAUAUUGAUGAGAAGAUUGGAUAUGAAGAGAUUGAGAGACUUUGUGCUAGAGAGUCUUUGGCUUACAGCAAAGAUAGAUGGGAGAGUGUGAUUGAGGAAGGAGCGAAUGAGAUUCUGGAUCUGAAGCGAAGGAUAUAUGAAGGGAUAUUGAAGAUUGAGGAGAAGGUGAGAAUGCUGGAGAAGCUAGGAAAAGGAGAAGAAUUUGAAGUUGAUGUUGAAGCUGUGGCGAUGCAUUCUGAAAUUGUUGGAAGGUGUGCAGCGUCACCUGUAGGAUAUGAAAACGCAGGAGUGUAUUUGCCAUCAUUUCCAUCGAUUAGCAUGGUAAGGAGCCUGAAUUCUGAUGAAGCCACAUAA